This is a messenger RNA of Trichoderma asperellum CBS 433.97, 1245 nucleotides long. The record is from RefSeq and is a predicted model, not a curated record. Lineage: Eukaryota; Fungi; Ascomycota; Sordariomycetes; Hypocreales; Hypocreaceae.
AUGCAUCGACACUGCAAGUCUCUCCUUGAUGCUGUAGAGUACUUAGGCGUAGGCUUUCGGGCACACGUCAAGACACACAAGACUCUGGAAGGGGUUCGUCUGCAAGUUGGGGAAGCCAAAACAGAAGCUCUACUCGUUGCAUCAACUAUUGCUGAAAUCGAAUAUCUACAGCCACUGCUGCAUGAAUUUAUAGAAAAUGGCCGCCAAGUGAACAUCCUUUAUGGUAUUCCCCUGCCACCUUCCCAGGUUGAUCGCCUGGCAGCUAUCGGCCGGCAGCUGGGCCAAGGUGCCAUUUCUGUCAUGAUCGAUCAUACAUCCCAGCUGAACCAUGUAGCUCGAUUUGCAGACCAAGCUUCUUUUCCAGCCGGGGUCUACUUGAAGGUCGAUACAGGCUACCACCGAGCCGGCUUACCUCCUUCCGGUCUCAACAAGGACGACUUAAUUUCCAAACUGAUGAACCUUGACAGCCUGGGCAAAAUAAACUUCAUUGGUCUUUACUCUCACAGCAGCCUGAGCUACAAUGGCUCAACCACCGAGCAAGCAAUGGCCCAUCUCGAAGGCGAGCUUCGUGGUUGUCUUGAUGCGCUCGAGAAAAACUCGAGUUUGUUCUAUAGCGAUAAGGAAAUAACUAUCAGUAUCGGAGCAUCGCUGCAGGUAACUUCCAUAGAGAACUUGGUUGGGGCUAAGAGCGCGUUAUCAGAGGACGCCAAGUCUCUACGACGGACCUUGCACAAGGUAGUGACUGACAGACACUGCGGAUUUCGCACCAAACUCGAACUCCACGCCGGUGUAUAUUCCCUCCUUGAUGUGCAACAGCUCUCUACCCAUUCCCGAGCUGACUUAGGGGACUAUGAGGAUGAGAUAGCCAUAUCUGUCAUGGCAGAGGUUUGUAGCGUCUACAACGACAGCGAGCGUCAGCAACCCGAAGCUUUACUUGCGGUUGGAGUACUGGGCCUAGGACGUGAACCUUGUGCAGCAUAUGAUGGGUGGGGCAUUAUCGAUCGCAAUGACUACUCCUCUAAUACGAGUAAUCCUGAUCGCCGGCUGAUUGUGAAGCGCGUGAGCCAGGAACACUGCGUUGUGUCAUGGGGAGUAGGCCAGAUUGUUCGCAUCUAUCCGAAUCAUGCUUGUAUUACGGGAGCCUUAUACGGUUGGUAUUACGUAGUAGAUUCGUCGGAACAUGGUGAGCGGGUAGUUGAUGUUUGGGAACGGGCGAGCUGGUGGGAAACGUCGAUAGCUAGAUAA